AUGGGAGAGAGACCCACCACCUACAGACCCACCACCUACAGACCCACCACCUAUAGACCCACCACCUACAGACCCACCACCUACAGACCCACCUACAGACCCACCACCUACAGACCCACCACCUACAGACCCACCUACAGACCCACCACCUACAGACCCACCACCUACAGACCCACCACCUACAGACCCACCACAUACAGACACACCUACAGACCCACCUACAGACCCACCACCUACAGACCCACCACCUACAGACCCACCUACAGACCCACCACCUACAGACCCACCUACAGACCCACCACCUACAGACCCACCACCUACAGACCCACCACCUACAGACCCACCUACAGACCCACCACCUACAGAUCCACCUACAGACCCACCACCUACAGACCCACCACCUACAGACCCACCUACAGACCCACCUACAGACCCACCACCUACAGACCCACCUACAGACCCACCACCUACAGACCCACCUACAGACCCACCUACAGACCCACCACCUACAGACCCACCUACAGACCCACCACCUACAGACCCACCUACAGACCCACCACCUACAGACCCACCUACAGACCAACCCCCCUCCUCUCCUUAUUGUAA
Molecule: messenger RNA, 606 nt
Organism: Salmo salar (Atlantic salmon)
Lineage: Eukaryota; Metazoa; Chordata; Actinopteri; Salmoniformes; Salmonidae
Source: RefSeq, a predicted model, not a curated record